Vanrija pseudolonga is the source of this 1530-nucleotide messenger RNA. RefSeq names its product Glycolipid 2-alpha-mannosyltransferase 2 (gene MNT2). Gene Ontology annotation, biological process: cell wall mannoprotein biosynthetic process; protein N-linked glycosylation. Gene Ontology annotation, molecular function: alpha-1,2-mannosyltransferase activity. NCBI's taxonomy places the organism in Eukaryota, Fungi, Basidiomycota, Tremellomycetes, Trichosporonales, Trichosporonaceae. The record is from RefSeq and is a predicted model, not a curated record. The transcript is spliced from 10 exons. Gene Ontology annotation, cellular component: Golgi apparatus; membrane. The coding region runs from base 226 to 1434 and encodes 402 amino acids.
CCACCACAUCACCACCACAUUCCACUUCGACUACCGACACAUUGCACAGCCUGCCUGCCUCGACAACAUCUCUUUAGACUUCUCUCUCUCUUGCAUUGCAUUCCAACAACUCUGAAUAGUCGACACACCGACAACACUGUACACACUGAACGAAUAAAAGCGACGUGCACGGCUCUUGCUCCUGCGUUCGCAUAGUAUCCUACGCUCCAUCGCGUCGCCGUCACCAUGACGCCAAGAUGGAAGUAUGUGGGCGGUGCCCUCGGUAUCCUGGUCGGACUCCACCUGCUCCUCUCCCUACACUCAGAUUACAGAAGCCAUACGGCGGGCCUGCUGCCGUCGUCGUGGACAAAGUCGGGGGCGGGCUCAUCAGGAAGCGAAGACCAGGCGAUUGGUAGCUGGCACAGCAGCGAGCUCCCACCUGAAGGCGCGAUCCCCCAGAUGCCGUCCUCGGAUGAUCUGCGCCUGGCAAAGGACAAGCUCAAAGACAGGCGCCGAGCCAAGGCGGUCAUCUUUUCGCUUGCACGCAACUCGGACUUGUACGACCUGCUCUCGUCUAUGAAGCAGAUGGAGGACCGCUUCAACCACUGGGCGCAGUACGACUACAUCUUCCUCAACGACGACGACUUCACGGACGAGUUCAAGGAGAAGACGUCGGCGCUCACGAGCGCCAACUGCAAGUAUGGCAAGAUUGACCCCGACCACUGGCACCAGCCCGACUGGAUCGACGAGGAGAAGGCCACUGCUGCGCGCAAGGAGAUGACCCGCAAGAAGAUCAUCUACGGUCACUCGGUGCCCUACCGCAACAUGUGCCGCUUCAACUCUGGCUUCUUCUUCCGUCACCCUCUCCUCGACGAUUACGACUACUACUGGCGCAUGGAGCCCAGCGUCAAGUACUUCUGUGACCUCGACUACGACCCGUUCCUUCUCAUGCAGGACCAGGGCAAGCAGUACGGCUUCACGCUCUCGCUGUACGAGUACAUUGAGACGAUCCCUACGCUGUGGAACGCCACCAAGGAGUUCAUCCAGCUCCACCCAGAGUACGUUGCCGAGGGCAACUCGAUGGGCUUCCUGUCGGACGACGGCGGCGAGACGUACAACAAGUGCCACUUCUGGUCCAACUUUGAGAUCGGAGACCUCAACCUCUGGCGUUCGGACGCGUACAUGAAGUACUUCGAGUUCCUCGACCAGAAGGGCGGUUUCUACUACGAGCGCUGGGGCGACGCUCCCGUCCACUCUAUUGCCGCGUCUCUGUUCCUCCCCAAGGAGAAGAUUCACUGGUUCGAUGACAUUGGAUACAGGCACGACCCCUUCCAGCACUGCCCGCAGAACGAUGCGCAUAAGCGCGGCAAGUGCUGGUGUAACCCGGCCGACACCUUUGACUUUGAGAGCUACUCCUGUACCCAGAAGUGGAUCGACAUCUUCCCCAAGCCGUAGUUGGUUGACCCAGCUGCGGCGCGAGUCGUGCAUCAUGUGUACCAUAUGUCACCACUAUCAUACCAAUACCAGCCACGAUGCAACGAGUAGUAGAGG